Hevea brasiliensis (rubber tree) is the source of this 3596-nucleotide messenger RNA. RefSeq names its product pentatricopeptide repeat-containing protein At4g33990. NCBI's taxonomy places the organism in Eukaryota, Viridiplantae, Streptophyta, Magnoliopsida, Malpighiales, Euphorbiaceae. The record is from RefSeq and is a predicted model, not a curated record. Gene Ontology annotation, biological process: RNA modification. Gene Ontology annotation, molecular function: zinc ion binding; protein binding; RNA binding. The coding region runs from base 533 to 3013 and encodes 826 amino acids. The transcript has 4 exons.
UGUUAUCUAAAUAAUUUAAAAAAUCUUUUUUUUUUCUUUUCUUUACAUCGAUUCCUCUCCAUCGAAACAAAAAGAGCGACUCAAACUCAGAAAACUUGGUACAAACUACGAACUGCAAAAUAGCGGCAAAAAUACAAUUCAACAUUUUUCAUUGAGACGCACCGUUUUGGGUUCUAAUAAAAACCAGAGACCCUGCUUGCAUUCCUAUUCUGGGUUUAAUUAGGGUUUUGAAGAAUAAUUUAUCUUCCAAUUAACGAUCAGGCCUCGACUCGCUCUCCAAGAAUAACCCAGACGAUUCAUUUUGCGACUGCAAUAUAUUAACAUGUUUCAAGCUUCCAUUGUUAUUGGUUUGUGAUCGAUGCCCAACUAAGAAAAUUAAAUCUGCAGCCAUUGAGUUUAGCAGCUCAAGAAACAUCAGUUUCUCUGUUCUUCUUCGGUCUACUGUUUUCAUCAAUGUAUGUCUAUUCACAAGAAGCCUGCAGCAGCAUCAGGACACUGAUUAACUGAUCUGCUACACCCAGUUGGCCAGUACAUGCCCUCGUUGCUGCACCCACUUGGCAGAUUGCUGCGGACCUGCAAAGAAAUAAAUAUUUGCAGACUUCUGCUAUCGCUUCAAGCCUGUAGCCCAUUCUUUUCAGCAGCCACAGAUUCUCUGCAAGUUACCACAGAUGACCUUGAAAAUGAGGAGAAAGAUACUGAUUUGGAUCUUUGUUUCCAAUCCUGCACCAAGCUUCCCCAUGCCAAGUGUCUUCACACCCUUCUUCUGGUGUCAGGACGAGCUCAAAAUAUCUUGGUCUCUACAAAACUUGUCAAUCUUUAUUCAUACCUUGGUGAAAUCCCAUUAUCUCGUCGCACUUUUGAUCAGAUGCCAAAGAAAAAUGUCUAUACCUGGAAUUCUAUGAUCUCUGCUUAUGUUCGCCAUGGCCGUUUCAAUGAAGCUGUAUGCUGUUUUCAUCAGUUCUUGUGGACAUCUGGCCUUCAACCUGAUUUUUACACUUUUCCUCCUGUGGUUAAAGCUUGCCAAAACCUACUUGAUGGGAAAAAAAUACAUUGCUCAAUUUUAAAGCUGGGUUUUGAGUGGGAUGUUUUUGUAGCUGCCUCCUUGAUACACAUGUACUCACGAUUUAGGUUGGUAGGUGCUGCACGAAAACUGUUUGAUGAUAUGCCAUCUCGAGAUAGAGGUUCAUGGAAUGCAAUGAUUUCUGGGUAUUGUCAGAAUGGGAAUGCUGCCAAGGCAUUGGAUGUUGCAGAUGAGAUGAGAUUGGAAGGGUUGCCUAUGGAUGCUUUUACUGUUGCCAGUAUUCUUCCUGUUUGUGCACAAAUGGAUGAUAUUUUAAGUGGGAAGUUGAUCCAUUUGUUGGUUAUAAAGCAUGGAUUAGAAUUCAAACUUUUCGUCUCCAAUGCAUUAAUUAACAUGUAUGCCAAAUUUGGCAGCUUGAGGCAAGCACAGAAAAUUUUUGAUCAGAUGAUGACUAGAGAUAUUGUGUCAUGGAAUUCAAUAAUUGCUGCUUAUGAGCAAAAUGAUGAUGCGGUUACUGCACGUUUAUUCUUUGACAAGAUGCAACAAGUUGGCAUCCGACCUGAUUUGUUGACACUUGUCAGUUUGCCUUCUAUUGUUGCCCAAUUGAAUGAUCAUCGAAAUAGCAGGGCUGUUCAUGGAUUUAUCACGAGGAAAUGCUGGUUUGAAGAUACUGUUAUUGGGAACGCAGUUGUGGACAUGUAUGCUAAAUUGGGUGUGACAGAUUUUGCCCGUAUGUUAUUUGAAAGACUUCCUGCUAAAGAUGUGAUUUCAUGGAACACUUUGAUAACUGGUUACACUCAAAAUGGUCUUGCAAGUGAGGCAGUUGAAGUAUACCAAAUGAUGAAAGAAUGUACAGAAAUUACCCCAACCCAAGGGACUUGGGUUAGUAUUCUACCUGCCUAUUCCCAUUUAGGAGCCUUGCAACAAGGCAUGAGAAUUCAUGGGCAGGUUAUUAAAAAUUCUCAAUACUUGGAUGUUUUUGUGGGCACCUGCCUCAUUGACAUGUAUGGAAAAUGUGGGAAAUUAGAUGAUGCAUUGUCAUUAUUUUACGAAAUGCCAAGAAGAAAUUCAGUCCCAUGGAAUGCCAUGAUCUCAUGUCUUGCGAUUCAUGGAGAUGGUGAGAAAGCUCUUAUGCUCUUUAGGGAAAUGAUAGCUGAGGGAGUAAAGCCUGAUCAUGUAACAUUUGUAUCUUUAUUAUCAGCUUGUAGCCAUUCAGGUCUGGUCAGUGAUGGUCAACAGUGUUUUCAUGUGAUGCAGGAAGAAUACGGGAUUAAACCUACUCUGAAGCAUUAUGGCUGCAUGGUAGAUUUAUUUGGUAGGGCUGGGUAUUUGGAAAUGGCAUACACAUUUAUAAAAAGUAUGCCAAUACAGCCCGAUGCUUCCAUGUGGGGUGCUCUUCUUGGUGCUUGCAGAAUUCAUGGAAAUACAGAGCUGGGUAAAUAUGCUUCAGCUUGCUUGUUUGAAGUUGAUUCAGAAAAUGUUGGCUAUUAUGUUUUGUUGUCAAACAUAUAUGCUACUGUCGGGAAAUGGGAGGGAGCAGAUGAGGUGAGAUUAUUGGCUAGGGACAGGGGGCUGAGGAAGACUCCUGGAUGGAGCUCUAUCGAAAUGAACAAUAAGGUUGAUGUCUUCUAUACUGGAGUCAAAACUCAUCCAAAAUAUGAGGAGAUAUCUAGAGAGUUGAGGGAUUUGAAUGCAAAAAUGAAGACCCUUGGUUACGUUCCAGACUUUCGCUUUGUGUUACAAGAUGUUGAGGAGGAUGAGAAAGAAUACAUCCUCAUGGGCCAUAGUGAGAGGUUGGCCAUUGCAUAUGGAAUCAUCAGCACAUCUCCUAAAAGCCCGAUUAGAAUCUUUAAAAAUUUGCGAGUCUGUGGUGAUUGCCACACUGCAACUAAAUUUAUAGCUAGAAUUACGGAGAGGGAAAUUAUCGUGAGGGAUUCAAACCGUUUCCAUCACUUCAGGAAUGGACUUUGCUCUUGUGGAGACUAUUGGUAACAGAUAAUCUUUAGAAUUGACAUUGGUGAACUGAUUUGAUUCUGAGUUCUGAUUUUUUCAAGGACGCCUGCAGCUCUCAUUGCUUGAGCUGCAGCUGGAGCUCCAGAAUCCCAAGUGAGCUGUUUUCAGAACGAAAAUAAUCACAAGGAAUGCCAAUGGGGUCCAGUUGUUAUCUGGAUUGAAGAUACCAAACCCAUUAGCAACGGGAUACUUGUCAAGCUGAUGUGGCAGGAGAAAAAGAAGGAUGUCAAGUUGACUUUUGAGUCCUCAUCAUUCUUCUGAAUACCCAAUCUGUUUCUCCAGUUAACUUAGCUAUGUGGGUAUCUUCACACCAGAUAUCAAGAUUUAGAGCAUAACUUGCCACCCAAGUAGUUAAUACUGUACAGACCAUUAAGUUCCUUGAGUAUCAUCCGAUAAUACUUGGUUGCAUCUACAUUCUUAAAAUUCAUUAAUUUUUAUUUAUUUUUGAAUUGGUAGUCCAGGAAAAUAUACCAUGAGAUUAUGGUAAUGUUCUUGGUAAGUAGGCAAUAUUGAGUUUUGUUCUGAUACUUUGGUUUUGUUCUGUAAACAUGCCUUUUUGUUA